GCUGCUGCAGGGGUCUGCUUGACGGCUGGCCGAGCGCUCGCCCACCCCCAGAGCGGUGGCCCAAGCCGGGGUGCCCGCCGAGCUUGGCUUUGGUCAGACCCGUCCGGUUGCUCACGCUCCGGAAGUGUACACUCGGAAAACGCUGCUGUCGAGCUUCGGUCCGCGAAGUGCGCUCCCGCCUCCCCAUGCACCUGCCGGGCUGCGUCCCAGCCAUGGCCGACGGGAGCUUCUCGCUCGCUGGCCACCUGCUCCGCAGCCCGGGAGGGAGCUCGUCCCGCCUGCACAGCAUCGAAGCCAUCCUGGGCUUUACCAAGGAAGACGGGCUCCUGGACUCCUUUCCCGCCGAGAGGGCCUCCAGGGGCGCGAAGGAGCGGGAUCCCAGGCUGGGGGCGCGCUCCGCCUGCCCCAAGGCGCCCGCAGGAGGCUCGGAGGCUUCCCCACCGCCAGCCCCCGGGCUGGUCCCCGAGUACGAAGCCUCUCGCCCCUGCUACCCCAAGGAGCAAGGAGAGGCGCGGCCGAGCCCGGGACUGCCGGUUGGGCCGGCAGCAGGCGAUUCGAAGCUGCCGGAGGAGGAACCUCCCAAGAAGAAGCACCGGCGCAACCGCACGACCUUCACCACGUACCAGCUGCACGAGCUGGAGCGCGCCUUCGAGAAGUCCCACUACCCCGACGUGUACAGCCGCGAAGAGCUGGCCAGCAAGGUUAACCUGCCCGAGGUUCGCGUCCAGGUGUGGUUCCAGAACCGUCGGGCUAAAUGGAGGCGGCAGGAGAAGCUGGAAGUGUCGUCGAUGAAGCUUCAGGACUCGCCCCUCCUGUCCUUCAGCCGCUCCCCUCCUUCCUCGGCGCUGGCUCCGCUGGGGACCGGCCCGGGCGGCGGGAGCGGGCCUCCGGGCAGCGCCCUGCCGCUGGAGCCGUGGCUCGGGCCGCCCCUGCCCGGCGGGGGCGCCACGACGCUGCAGAGCCUGCCGGGCUUCGGGCCGCCGGGACAGGGCCUCCCGGCCAACUACACGCCGCCCCCGGCCUUCCUGAACUCCGCGCCCCUGGGCCCCGGGCUGCCGCAGCUCGGGCCUCCGCCCGCCUACCCCUGCGCACCGGGGUUCGGGGACAAGUUUUCGCUGGAGGAGGCGUACCCGCGUAACAGUAGCAUCGCGGCGCUGCGCCUGAAGGCCAAGGAGCACAUCCAGGCCAUCGGGAAGCCCUGGCAGGCCCUCUAGAGGCGCUGCCCAGCGUCCUGCGAGCGGUGCGCGCCCCGCGGCUGGCCUCGCUCUCUCCGCUGGCCCCGGAGCCGGCCUGACACUCCUGCCCAUUCCUGACUCUCCAAGAAAGGCCAGCCUUGAGGCGGAACCCCAGCCUGGUUGCCGGAGGGACGAGCUGCGGGCCCCCGCA
This is a messenger RNA of Meriones unguiculatus (Mongolian gerbil), 1386 nucleotides long. It is a transcript of the gene Rax, whose product is annotated as retina and anterior neural fold homeobox. Bases 186 to 1214 code for a protein of 342 amino acids. Gene Ontology annotation, biological process: positive regulation of transcription by RNA polymerase II. Gene Ontology annotation, molecular function: RNA polymerase II cis-regulatory region sequence-specific DNA binding; DNA-binding transcription factor activity, RNA polymerase II-specific. The record is from RefSeq and is a predicted model, not a curated record. The transcript is spliced from 3 exons. NCBI's taxonomy places the organism in Eukaryota, Metazoa, Chordata, Mammalia, Rodentia, Muridae.